GGACUGAAAUACACAAAAACCAAACUCGUCUUCCACACUCACUCGCCUUCAUUGAAAAAUCCAGAGUUCCGUGUUUCCAAAUCAUGUCCACUUCUUCUCUCUUAUCGUCACUCUCUUCCCCCUUCAUCCACGAUUCUGCACCUGCUCGCCAUGGAACGAAGCUCCUUCCUUCUCCUCACUCCAUCACCACGCGAUGCUCCAAGUAUUUUUCUGCUAAGUGCUCCCUCGACCACAUCCCCAAGCAGUUCCGGCAGGAAAAUCUCAAAGAUGGAUUGAUGGACAACUUCAAGAAUGCACCUAAAUUUUUAUAUGGCCUUUCUCCAUCACAAAUGGACAUGUUCAUGACCGAAGAUAAUCCUGCCAGCAAGCAGGCUGAAAGAGUUACAGAGGAUAGCAUCUCAUCUGCCAAGAAUUAUUUGGAUCAUGGUGGAAUGUGGAGUAUGUCUAGCUCGGACAAUAAUGGCCCUGCAAAAUACAGCAUGAGUGUUAGUAUGUAUCGAGGAGGAGGUAGGGGAGGCGGAAGGCCUAGAACUGCUCCCCCGGACCUGCCUUCUCUGCUUUUGGAUGCUCGAAUAUGCUAUCUCGGUAUGCCGAUUGUUCCAGCUGUCACAGAACUUCUUGUUGCUCAAUUUAUGUGGUUGGAUUAUGAUAACCCUACCAAACCUAUUUACUUAUAUAUUAAUUCAUCUGGAACCCAAAAUGAGAAGAAUGAGACCGUGGGAUCAGAAACUGAAGCCUACUCUAUUGCGGAUAUGAUGUCUUAUGUCAAAGCUGAUGUCUAUACUGUGAAUUGUGGCAUGGCAUAUGGCCAAGCAGCAAUGCUUCUCUCACUUGGAGCAAAGGGUUAUCGCGCUCUACAGCCAAAUUCAUCCACAAAAUUAUAUCUUCCAAAAGUUAACAGAUCAAGUGGUGCUGCUAUAGACAUGUGGAUUAAGGCAAAAGAGUUGGAAGCGAAUUCUGAUUAUUACAUUGAGCUGUUGGCGAAAGGAAUUGGGAAAUCAAAGGAAGAAGUUGCUAAAGAUGUCCAGAGGCCUAGAUAUUUUCAACCAAAGGAAGCCAUAGAGUACGGAAUCGCUGACAAAAUAAUUGAUUCUCAGGAUGCUGCAUUUGAGAAGCGGAAUUAUGAUGAAAUGCUUGCUCAAUCAAGAGCUAUGAGGAAACAAGCUGGUGGCAAUCCUCAAGCAGCUCCUUCAGGAUUUAGGUAAUCUCACACAGGAGUAUGAUUCUCUCAUGUCACAUGACAGUAUCAUGUGAAGUUUCCACAUGAGAGAAUAUCCUCACACAAAACAUGAGGACAUCUAUUCUGCUCCGCAUCGGUGUUGGUGGGUGGGUUUGGUUCAAGUUGACGCAUAGUAUAGAAAGGUCAAGCAGCUAUCUUCUUAUAUCAAGGCCAAAUGGAAAUUUUAUCUAUGCAGUGAAUCGUGGUUCUUGGGGUGAUUUGUUAUAUACUUAUAUUUUUAGUCGAAUCCCCUGUGCUUUGUUUCAACAACUAAAGAAAAUGACCAGUGCUUAGGGAUUAUUUUCUUGAGUUGUAAAUAUUGAACCAAAACCCAUGUCAUAUAGACUUGAUGGGUGUAUUCUGUAGUAGGGAUGACGAUGAUAUCAUAGUACACUGCUCAAAUAAUACUUUUAGUGCUCAUACUAUACAUAAUUGGUACCUAACUGGCUAUUUAGCCAUCUUCAAAUUCA
Messenger RNA from Lotus japonicus, 1689 nucleotides. RefSeq names its product ATP-dependent Clp protease proteolytic subunit-related protein 1, chloroplastic. Gene Ontology annotation, molecular function: ATPase binding; ATP-dependent peptidase activity; serine-type endopeptidase activity. Gene Ontology annotation, cellular component: endopeptidase Clp complex. The record is from RefSeq and is a predicted model, not a curated record. The coding region runs from base 84 to 1205 and encodes 373 amino acids. NCBI's taxonomy places the organism in Eukaryota, Viridiplantae, Streptophyta, Magnoliopsida, Fabales, Fabaceae. Gene Ontology annotation, biological process: protein quality control for misfolded or incompletely synthesized proteins. The transcript has 9 exons.